UCUUAGAGAGAGAUGGACUGGCUGAGAAGAUGCACUCCGACGGCGGCGGCGGCGAUAUUGGUGGUGACGGCGUGCGUUCUUCUGCAGCAAGUUUCGGCGACGCGGUAUACCGUCGGAGGGAACAUGGGAUGGAACACCAACGUUAACUUCACAGUUUGGGCUCAAGGCAAAAACUUCUAUAAUGGCGAUUGGCUAUACUUUGUUUAUGACAGAAACCAGAUGAACGUAUUGGAAGUGAAUAAAACAGAUUACGAGACCUGCAACUCGGAUCAUUUCCUGCAGAAUUGUACCACCGGAGCUGGAAGAGAUGUGGUCCAACUUAAGGAGACCCGACCUUACUAUUUCCUUAGCGGUAAAGGGUUCUGCUGGGGGGGCAUGAAGGUACUGAUUGACGUCCAAAACCUACCGCCGCCUCCUUCAGCUCAACCCAAAAAGAGCAAAUCUGCUUCUACAAACCACCCUUCAUUUCUUCUAGGACUCAUUGUAGCAGCAGCAGCAGCCGUUCUUGGCAUCGAUAUGAUCAAUUAAUUGAGACUCA
Messenger RNA from Impatiens glandulifera, 538 nucleotides. RefSeq names its product lamin-like protein. The coding region runs from base 13 to 528 and encodes 171 amino acids. NCBI's taxonomy places the organism in Eukaryota, Viridiplantae, Streptophyta, Magnoliopsida, Ericales, Balsaminaceae. Gene Ontology annotation, cellular component: plasma membrane. The transcript is spliced from 2 exons. Gene Ontology annotation, molecular function: electron transfer activity. The record is from RefSeq and is a predicted model, not a curated record.